CUCUGAUGGCUGCUGGUUGUUGUUCACUGAAGACAUGAAGACAUGAAGACAUGAAGACAAGCUGCUGCUCUGAGGAGACAAACAUCACACAACCAAUCUUCAAUAAGAAACACAACAGUUGUGGUUCCGUCCAAUGUCACCCGGUCCGGUCCGGUUCGGCUCGCGAUCCACCAUCUUCCGAGCUGGACUCCCUCAAAUAACCGCAGACAUGAAGGCAGCAGACGAGCCGCCCUACCUGACGGUGGGGACGGAUGUCAGCGCCAAAUACAGAGGAGCCUUCUGCGAGGCCAAGAUCAAGACCGUCAAACGCAUGGUGAAGGUGAAGGUGAACCUGAAAGGUGAAAGUACGUCCCAGGUGGUUCAGGACGACCAGGUCAAAGGACAACUGAAGGUGGGCUCCACGGUGGAGGUGAAGACUAACGAGGGUUUAUCCAGCGAGGCCGUCAUCAGUAAGCUGUCGGACGCCAGCCUCUACACCGUGGUGUUUGAUGACGGAGAUGAGAAGACUCUUCGUCGUACGUCUCUGUGUCUGAAGGGAGAGAGACAUUUUGCAGAGAGUGAGACGUUGGACCAGCUGCCGCUCACCAACCCGGAGCAUUUCGGUACUCCGGUCAUCGGCAAGAAGUCCAACCGCGGCGGGCGGCGUUCAUCACAGGCUGUGGCUGAUGAGGAGAAGGAGUCUUCUUCCAGUGAGGAUGAGGAGGAGGACAAGAGGAGGCUGAACGAUGAGCUGCUGGGAAAGAUCUGCAGCAUAGAGAGUGAAGAGGAGAGCAGCAGCUGGUACCUGGCUCUGGUGGUGUCUCCCAGCUGUAACGAUGAAGUCGUGGUGAAGAAGGACCAGUGUCUGGUCAGAGCCUUCAGCGACUCCAAGUUCUACACGGUGGCGAGGAGACAUGUUCACACCUUCAGCUCCAUUGGCUCCACCAGGUCUGAGUUCUCCAGCAGGAGAGGUUUUGAGGCGGCCCAGGACUUCCUGAGGACCGGGGAGGUCCCAGAUGUGUGGAAGAUGGACAUGAGUCAGAUCCUGGACUCGUCCUCCAGUGACGAUGAGGACGACGAAGAGGAGAAGGGGAGCGAUGCUGACGAGGAGGACGAAGAGGAGAAGAAGAAGAAGAAGAAGUACAUAAAGGAGGAGCCGGAGGAAGAGCUGGACCCGGAGGAGAGAGACCACUUCCUGCAGCAGCUCUACAAGUUCAUGGAGGACCGAGGGACUCCCAUCAACAAGCCUCCAGUGUUGGGUUAUAAAGACCUGAACCUCUUCAAGCUCUUCAGACUGGUCUAUCUCCAGGGAGGCUGCCACAAGAUUGAGUCUGGGACCGUGUGGAAGCAGAUCUACAUGGAUCUGGGGAUCCCCGUCCUGAACUCUGCUGCGUCUUACAACGUCAAGACGGCCUACAAGAAGUACCUGUACGGCUUCGAGGAGUACUGCCGCUCUGCCUCCAUCACCUUCAGGACCAUCCAUCACAACAACCCCCGCCCGCCCACCACACCGGCCAAUCAGAGGCAGGCGGGGGCGGAGCUUGACAAGCCCUCUACGCCGCCGCCAGAGGAGGAGCAGGAGGAGGAGCCUGUCGAUGUCAAGAGGGAGGAGGCGGAGUCAGAGAGUGAGAGCGAGAAGGAGGAGGUGAAGGAGAGACAUUCGUCUCCGAGGGGGAGGAAGAGGUGUGAUCUGAGUCAGCUGAAGGCAGAGAGAGAGUCUCCCUCUGGACCAGAGAAGGGAGGAGGAGGAGGAGGAGGAGACAGGGAGGAGCAGAGGGAGGUGAGGAGACGCAGCAACAGGAGAAUGGACGACUCAGAGAGAGGCUCUGAGGAGGACGAGGAGGAGGACGAGGAAGAGGAGGAUGAAGAGGAGGAGGAGGAGGGGGAGAGGAGCAGAGGAGACGGCGGCGAGGAUGAGGAGGACGGCGACUCGGUGACAGGGACGAAGGUCCGGGUGAAGUACGGCCGAGGAAAGACUCAGAAGAUCUACGAGGCUCACAUCAAGAAGACGGAUGUGGACAACGGCGAGCAUUUCUACCUGGUUCACUACUACGGCUGGAACGUCAGGUACGAUGAGUGGGUGAAGGCCGACCGCAUCAUCUGGCCCCUGGAGAAAGGGACGAAGACGAGGCGGAGGAAGAAGGUGAAGAACAAAGACGAGCCGGAGACGGAGAGGGACAAAGACGAUGAGAGGUCGCCUUCGAUGGCGGCGGUGAAGCCUCCGGGAGCAAAGCGAGGUCGUCCUCAGAUCAGGACGACGCCCACCGGCUCUGUGGGACGCAGCGUCUCCAAGACACCCAGCGCAGAGGGACGGUCCAACGGCAAGAGCAGCAGGACGGAGACGCCGUCCAACAUGGCCAAUGGAGACAACACUCCUCGUAGGAGAACCAGGAGAACGUCGGGGAUGUAUGACUCUGACAGAGCGUCCAACGAGGAUUCUGGGAACUCAUCAGAGGACAGCGAAUCAGAAGACCCGCCUGACAAAAAAACGUCGCCAUGGCGAGGGCGGACCGAAGCCCCGCCCUGCCAGGAGGAAGAAGAGGUGAAGGAGGAGGAGACGAAUGAGGUCGCCGAUGUCACGAAGACUGCUAAGGACGACAACGCUGUCACCGUGGCAACAGCAGAUCCGCUGCCUGUCGCCACGGCAACGGCGUGUCCCAGCAUGCCUCAGGAGAAAACUGACAAAUUCUUGAUACAAUCAGAAAAGGAGGAGGAGGAGCAGGGGGAGGAGCCAGCAGUAGAAGCCGCCAUGUUGCUGGUUAACCUGGACAAGAAGACGGCAUCUGUCCAAGAGACAGACAACAUGUCUUCUGCACAGGAAGUGCUCGCCAAGACGUCCCCCAGCAGGACGUCUCCUCCCGCGCCCGGCAACAGGACGUCUCCUCCCGCGCCCGGCAACAGGACGUCUCCUCCCGCGCCCGGCAACAGGACGUCUCCUCCCGCGCCCGGCAACAGGACGUCUCCUCCCGCGCCCGGCAACAGGACGUCUCCUCCCGCGCCCUGCAACAGGACGUCUCCUCCCGCGCCCGGCAACAACACGUCUCCUCCCGCGCCCGGCAACAGGACGUCUCCUCCCGCGCCUUGCAACAAGACGUCUCCUCCCGCGCCCGGCAACAGGACGUCUCCUCCCGCGCCCGUCAACAGGACGUCUCCUCCCGCGCCCGUCAACAGGACGUCUCCUCCCGCGCCCGUCAACAGGACGUCUCCUCCCGCGCCCGUCAACAGGACGUCUCCUCCCGCGCCCGGCAUUAAGACGUCUCCUCCCGCGCCCUGCAACAGGACGUCUCCUCCCGCGCCCGGCAACAGGACGUCUCCUCCCGCGCCCGGCAACAGGACGUCUCCUCCCGCGCCCGGCAACAGGACGUCUCCUCCCGCGCCCGGCAACAGGACGUCUCCUCCCGCGCCCGGCAACAAGACGGCUCCUCCCGCGCCCGGCAACAGGACGUCUCUUCCCGCGCCCGGCAACAAGACGGCUCCUCCCGCGCCCGGCAACAAGACGGCUCCGCCUCCGCCCGGCAACAAGACGUCUCCUCCUGCGCCCGGACACAAGACGUCUCCUCCUGCGCCCGGACACAAGACGUCUCCUGAGGCGCAAGCGUCCUCCCCUCAGCCCGCCCCUGCAGAGGAGGAGGACAGCAGGUCCACUCCUCUGUCCUCCCCCAGGGUCAAAGGUCGCAGGACCCUCCUCAGGGAGACAGGCUCUGGAGCGCCUCCCAGAAUCCCCCUCUGCAUCUCCCCCGCCGCUAGCCCAGCCCACAUGGCGUCUCCUCCUCGCAGCGUCCUGAAGAGACAGGACGAGCCCAUGGUGGUCCUCCGCUGCCUCCCCACCCAGCACCUCCCCCCGGAGUCCCCCACCGCUGACUCAGACACUGACUCCGCCACCGAGGAGGAGGAGGAGCAGGGGUUACCUGAGGAGAGGAGCAGCAUCACGCUGAAACGUAAGGCAGCAGAGCAGCGAGCGGCCGACAAGAAGCUCCGCCCCGACAGGAGGCAGGAGGAGGUCGCCUCCCCCAAACCCUCCCCCGCCCCGUCCAAGAUGGCUGCCGGCGCUUCACCCAAAAGCCUGUCCUCACCUCUCCGGAGGGGGGAGUCAGAGAGGAGGAGCGAAGGAGUGAUGAAGGCAGAGGACUGGCCCCGCCCAGUGGAGGAGAUGCAGAGGGAGGUGUCGGAGGAGCGACUGAUGGGCGGAGCCAUGAAGGAGCUGGAGGUGCAUGCUGGGACGCCCCCCCCUGCCCCGGAGGCCCCGGGCCCCUCCCCCGCCGAGGAGCUGGAGCCACAGAUCGGCCCCGAGGCGCUGGUCUGCCACGAGGUGGACCUGGACGACCCGGACGAGAAGGAGAAGCCCAGCAUCGCCCCCGAGCACCUCCUCCUGAUGAUAAGGGAGUCGCAACCGGCCCCGGCCCUGCUGCCUCACCUCCUCCACGCCUCCUUCCCCUCCCCCCACCUCCCCCAGCCUCAGCUCAGGCCCUUCCUGCCGGCCGCCGCUCUCAGCUCCGCCUCCAGCCCCGGGGAGCUCCACCCAGCCAGGAGCGCCGGCGAGGAGGAGGAGAGAGGAUCAGCGAGGGGGGAAGAGGAGGGAGACUCCAGCCCCGCCUCCUCCUCCUCCACCUCCCUGCUGUCCCUGCAGGAGACCAAGGACAGAGGUCAGAAGAGAGUGAUGGACUGUAACUUGAGCCCGACGGCCAAGAAACAGAAACGCAACCAGAAACGACUCAACACACACGGGAAGGUGGAGAAGAACGGAGCAGGUCACAGCAGUGACAGUGAGGACCAGUCUCGCCUGUCUCUGUCUCAGAAGUCCCAGAAGUCUCGGUGUCCUGGUCUCUCGUCUCCGUCGUCUCACAGUAAAGAUAAACACAACUUCUCCCCUCAGAGGACGUACAAGUGGACCUUCCAGCUCGACGAGCUGGACAGCAUGUCCAGCACGGACAGGAUCUCCUUCCUGCAGGAGAAGCUGCAGGAGAUCAGGAAGUACUACAUGACCCUGAAGUCAGAGGUGGCGUCCAUCGACCGGCGGAGGAAGAGACUAAAGAAGAAGGAGAGAGAAGUGUCCAACACGACAGCGUCCACCUCGUCGGGCUCCUCGGACACCGGUAUGAGUCCGUCCUCGGCGUCGCCCACUCAGAACACCGUCGCCGUGGAGUGCAGGUGAUGACACGCCCACCCAGGCCCCGCCCACCACCACACCGUCAGCCCCGCCCCCCUCCCAACUACAGACUAAAAAAAAACCUCCCUCCGGGUCAGAGGGGGGGGGGAGACGACCACCUGACCUCAGACCUUAGCCCCGCCCCCUCACCUGUGGACUGACUUCCUGUUGGAGGAGAGAAACAUCAGCCGUCUGUUCAGCCGCCACAGAACACUCUCCUUCCUUCCUUCCUUCCUUCCUCCCUCCCUCUGAUGCGUCCUCAGUGCUUCUGCUCAGCGUCUCCUAUUUUUCAAAAUAAAGUGACAUGUUAUUUUUUGGGGGCUGAGGGGUCAAAGGUCGCUGGUUUCAUUUCCUGAAGCAGCUCGUUACUUUUCAUUAACUCUCUUUUUUUUUUUUAAGUAAACAGAAAAAGAUUUAAAAAACAAAAGUUUCCUGACUUCCUGUUGUGAUGUUUUUAUAUGAAAUCAAAGCUUUUAUUUUGGUAAAAAAACAAACAAACAAACAAAAAGAAUCUAAAGUUUCUGACGUCACAUCCGAGAACGAGAGAACAUGAAAUAUUAUGUUAGAUAUUAACUUUUGUUUUUGUUGUAAAAUAAUAAAAAAUGAAUCUUAUUUAUUUAGUUAGUGGAUGUAUGGAAGAUCAUUACUGCCGGGAAAAUAAACAGAAAUUAAAUUGAGGAACUAAUUAAAAACAGUCCCAGUGUAUCAUUUCAUUUAUCAAUAAAAUAUAUUAUUACGUUUUAUUUCAAACUUAAUUUUGCAAUUUAAUUUAGUAAAGUCAAAUUAUGAUUUAAUUUUUAAUAAAAGUCAAAAUAAUAAGUUACGUCAUAAUUUGGAGAUACAAUUUAAAUUAAAUUGAUUUAAUCUCAUAAUAAUGUCUCAGAAUUUAGAUUUAAUAUUUAAAAUCUCAGUGUUGACUCAAAGUUAAUUAAUAACCGAAACUGACUUUAUUCGUAAAAUUUUGAUAAAAGUCAAUUUUAACUUAAUAUUGAAUUAGUAAAUUCAGAUUAUGACUUAAAAUUAUAACUGAACAUUAUUUUAAUUUGAAUUAAUUUAGAUUUGUUUCUGAUGAUUUAGUUAAAUUAGUAGCUUUGAUCUUCCGUACAUCCAGAGCAGACCUCGCCUCUCUUCUUCCUCCCUGACUCUUUUUCUUCUGUGGUGUCCUGACAGACGGCUGCUUCCUGGACGUUUGUAAAUAAAAGUAAAGAGUGAAACCACUUCCUGUAUCGGAGACGUCGUCUGACGGCCUGUAAAGAGGAUUUAUAAUAUUUUUUAAGAGAAGCUUGUUUCUACGGUUCUUUAAUCAACUUCCUCCGACGACAACGUUGUUUUUUCUACGUGGCGUUUUGUUAGAGAGCGACCCUGUACACACACACACACACACACACACACACACACACACACACACACACACACACACACACACACACACACACACACACACACACACACACACACACACACACACACACACACACACACACACACACACACACACACACACACACACACACACACACACACACACACACACACACACACACACUCCCUCCCUCCCUCCUGACAGCGGACGCCAUGUUGGAUCUGUGUGACCAUAAACAGCUCUCUGUUUCUAAUAAAGUUCUGAAAUAUGUC
Sebastes umbrosus (honeycomb rockfish) is the source of this 6760-nucleotide messenger RNA. RefSeq names its product AT rich interactive domain 4A (RBP1-like) (gene arid4a). The record is from RefSeq and is a predicted model, not a curated record. Gene Ontology annotation, biological process: regulation of transcription by RNA polymerase II. Gene Ontology annotation, molecular function: transcription cis-regulatory region binding. The coding region runs from base 134 to 5131 and encodes 1665 amino acids. Gene Ontology annotation, cellular component: nucleus. Lineage: Eukaryota; Metazoa; Chordata; Actinopteri; Perciformes; Sebastidae. The transcript is spliced from 26 exons.